Messenger RNA from Camelus dromedarius (Arabian camel), 6079 nucleotides. RefSeq names its product MAF bZIP transcription factor G (gene MAFG). Gene Ontology annotation, cellular component: nucleus. NCBI's taxonomy places the organism in Eukaryota, Metazoa, Chordata, Mammalia, Artiodactyla, Camelidae. Bases 1353 to 1841 code for a protein of 162 amino acids. The transcript is spliced from 3 exons. Gene Ontology annotation, biological process: regulation of epidermal cell differentiation; regulation of transcription by RNA polymerase II. The record is from RefSeq and is a predicted model, not a curated record. Gene Ontology annotation, molecular function: DNA-binding transcription factor activity, RNA polymerase II-specific; RNA polymerase II cis-regulatory region sequence-specific DNA binding.
CAGCGCUUUUUCUGUGGGCUGUCGGUGGUGGGACCAGUGCGGUGACCCUGUACCCCUACUCUGGCUCAAGGCCGGUGGGAGGUCUCUUCCAGCGCCUCCCGGAGGCCUUGCUCCCUGGGUAGGUGUGGGGUCCUGAGGCUCUUCUGAUCUCCAGCUCCUCUGCACCAUCCCCGGCGCAAGGCUGGGUGAGGAGAGGUCUCUGCCCUGAGUGAGCCUGUGCCUCCCCCUCACCACGCUCUGCUCCCUGACAAGGACAAGGAAGCAUCCCAGUCCAGUCCGCAUUAGGCCUCCACUUACCUCCCUGUGUCUGACUCGGAAGUCACGGCCGGAGUGGAGAGCGGAGGGGAACCAGGAAUCCCAGGGUUAGGUGGAUAAAAAUGUUGCUGGCAGGGCUGCAGUAAGUGAGGGCAGGGUGUGGAAAGGGUGACCAAGUAGGUGGGAGGGGACCCUCUGGUUUUUGUUCCCUGCCUUGUGGGUGCUGACCCUGGUCAGGGUACUGGAGAACAGUUGGUGGCCCAGAGAGGGGCUGAGGUGGCCCCCUCUGGGCAUCUUGUGGGCGCUCUUGUGAAACACCCUGGAUGGGGUGGGGCAGGGGCACAAGAGGCUGUAACCCAAAGCCACAGGAUGGUUACUCCAUCAGCAGCAGAGGUGGACAGACAGGGCGGAGGGGCCUGGGGCCCGAGCUUUUCCAGCAGGGGUGUCUGCCACCGGGAGGUGGGGGACUCCCACCAGUGCGAAGACAGACUCAGAGCUGGUUGGACAACCCUGGCUGAUUCUCUUCACAGUGAGCAGUCUGGGAGGAGUCACUCUCCCACUUCUCCCCGGUGGGGACGGCCCCCCAAGCCUUUGUGGGAGCAGGGCUUUGUCCCAAGCGGGCUUAGGGGAGGUGGCUGCAGUGAGUAGAGCCUGGGAAUGCACACACACAGGGUCUCUGGUCCAGCCCUCACCUGCCAUUGGCUAGGCUGGCCUUUCUGGCCCCAGCAGCUUGCUGGGCUGACAGUCCCCUGGGGCUGUGUUGGCUGGUGGCCUUGGGGAGUGCCAGGCCGGUGAGAGAGUGCGCGGGAGCGAUGUGCUGAGUCAGCAUGACUCGCCAGGAACAGCCAAGCUCUGGGGCGCACUGGGGUUAUUUUUAAAGCUCCCGGCUUCCUUCUAGGCUGGCCCCUCCCGCAUCCUUCUAAUCUUUCUCCUGGCCCCUCUUCUUGCUUCUGCCUCCCUAACAGUCGUCCAGUUCCCCUUCCCCCAUCAGACCCUCCUGGCCUCCCACCUGGUUCCCUAGGGGCAGGGUGGACAGGGAGCAGCCCAGCUCGGGAGAGGCCUGAGGCCAGAGUGCCUGUUUGCUGUGCCCCCGGGUUAUGACGACCCCCAAUAAAGGAAACAAGGCCUUGAAGGUGAAGCGGGAGCCGGGCGAGAAUGGCACCAGCCUGACGGAUGAGGAGCUGGUGACCAUGUCAGUGCGGGAGCUGAACCAGCACCUGCGGGGCCUGUCCAAGGAGGAGAUCAUCCAACUGAAGCAGCGCCGGCGCACGCUCAAGAACCGCGGCUAUGCCGCCAGCUGCCGCGUGAAGCGGGUGACCCAGAAGGAGGAGCUGGAAAAGCAGAAGGCGGAGCUGCAGCAGGAGGUGGAGAAGCUGGCCUCGGAAAACGCCAGCAUGAAGCUAGAGCUCGACGCCCUGCGCUCCAAGUACGAGGCCCUGCAGAACUUCGCCAGGACCGUGGCCCGAAGCCCCGUGGCGCCAGCUCGAGGCCCCCUGGCUUCAGGCUUGGGGCCCCUCGUCCCUGGCAAGGUGGCCGCCACCAGCGUCAUCACGAUAGUCAAGUCCAAGACGGACGCCCGGUCGUAGGGACGCGCGCUGGCCCAGGCGGGUUUGCAAGGGGCCACUUGGCACGUGGUGAAUCGGCAGCCCUGUCCCCUUCCUCCCCCUUCCUGUCCUCCUCUUCGCUCCCCUCCUCCUCCCUCCUCCCUUCCCUGCAAAGCACAACCUGUACCCCAGGGGCGCCGGGCUGAGCCCCUUGACCUCGUCAUUGUCAUCGUGUGUUUUGUACGUUGGGAUUGGUCGGUUUGGCGGUGACGUGCGGUCGCCCCAGCCUCCUUGGUACCAAGGGCAGGUGGGCUUGGCAUCCAGAAUUGGCCCUGUGGGAAGGCAUGGAGGGAAGAGUUGAGCAGGUGCUCUGGGACAUGUGUGUCCCUGAGCGGGUAGGGCUUCAGGGCAAGAGGGGCCCCCAGGCUAGCCGGAGGCUGGGUGCUUCACCCUCGGCUCGGCUGGCGGGCAGAGGUGGGCACUGCUCAAAAGAGUAGGGCGUCCACGAGGGCCCUGGAUGGGCAGGCCACCUGUCUGGCGCUGGGGCGGUGGGGCGUCGUGUGACUGUGGGCCAGGGGCCUUGGCGCUCGCGCCUGACGCGUUGCACUGAACAAGACCAAAUCACUGGUUGUGAGCGUAGUGAAGGGUGUGUCCAGUGUCCUGCGAUGGGUCCCGUGUCACUGUUUACAUGACCUAUUUGUGUGGUUACAUAGCCCUUUAUUUAAAAGAGAGAAGUUCCUUUUACGAAGUUAUUAAAUUAUAUGUUUAAAAGUUAAAGGAAAAAGAAGCUGCAGAGUAUUUAUAAAACUGUCUUUUUAAAAAAAGAAAAAAAGCAACAUUUGACCACAAAAACAGAAAAGGGAAGAAAGUAUAAUAGAAAUUUUGCUAGUUUAAAAAAAGAAAAAAUCCCUUUCUUGUAAACUUGCAGACAAGUCUUUGUGGCUGUUGGAGUUUAGUUUUUAUAUACACAGAGUUAUCAGAUGUUAUUUAUAAAACUUAAUUUAAAAAAAAAAGACAAAAAAAAAAAGCCGAGCCGCGAGCGACCAAGGCGCGUCCUCUCUGCUAUCUCUUUUGCAAUUGUACCGAAAGUGACUUACUCCUUUGCCCUUCCUGCUUCCGUCUCUUGCCGGUGCCGUGGUGUCGUCUGUGCCUGGUGAGGUCUUGUGCAGCGUCACGUGCUGGUGCUUCUGGUGACCUUUGACCUGUGGGUGUCACUUCUUGUGUCUGUUCUCCCGUGUUUGUGUUCCGCAUCUGGUUGUGGUUUUGAUUCUGCCGGCUUGUCAGGCCCGGUCUGGGGGGCCAGGCCGCGCUCGAUCCAACAGAGCCUGGGGGUCUGGGCUUGCCAGCCUGGCUUCUGCCCCAGGGGUCAGAUGUGGGGCACCCCCACCUCCACCUGCUGACCCUUGGCCUUGAAUGUGGGUCUCAGGCUCGGGCUGAUCCAGGAGCAGGGUCGGUGAAAUGGGGGCCAUCCCUGGGACCCCCUGCACUACUUCCUUGCCCACCACCUCUGGUCCUGGUGGGAGUUUUGCAAGGACCCAGGAGUCCCUGUUUGUACCCACAGGGCCAGAGCCAAGCUGCCCCCGGCUGUCUUCCUCCUGGCCUCCAGUCAACGAGUUCAGGCUCCAGCCACCGACCCAGGGUUUGUCCCUGUGGGUCUCACGUGGGCUUCGGCAGGGGAACCCCAGGGGCCCACUGCCCACUCGUCCCAGAACUAUUUCCAUGCUGCAGGGCAGUGCUUCCCAGGCAGAACCAGGUGGUUUUGGGGCCCACCUGGGCAGCCCCUUCUCCUUGCCUGGGGACCUGGGGGUCUCUACCAGUGCCAGACAAGGGCUACGGUCUCUGGGGACAGGCCCUGUCCCUCGUCUCCCCCAAACAUGCUGGCAGCCUCAGCUUUGGGCCUUCUUCCACCUCCCUGUGGGGUCUGUGUCUUCCAGGGGCCCACCGCCUGGCUGGCGGAGGUGCUUCUCCGGGGCUGAGUCAACUCCCCCCUCCUGGCCGCUUAGGGGAGGCAACCAGUCUUCCAGACUUGGCUUGGGCAGCUGCUUGUAGGCACAUGAAGAAGCGACUCCCCUGGCUCUGGCCACGUGGGCCUUGGCCACUCCUUGGGGUCACUAGUUGGUUUCUCUGGGGACCCUGAACCCCUGAAAAAGUACAGAAGUGGGCUGAUGAAGAGAAGAACCAUGUGGCCUGGUGAGGUUUGACAUUGUGGGCAGCAAGAUCUUAACCCCAGAGUCUGACCCAGUGUACCCAGGGAUAGGAGGAGGGACACGCUGUCAGCUGCUGUCGCCUUGAUGGGCUGCUCUUGGCACUAGACGCUCAGAGACUUUCCUGGCUGUACCCUGGUGAUGUCCAGUGGAGAUUUUGACAGUGGACUCUGAAUCACUGAGUGGCUUCCUUCGCCUCCUGCAGUCUGGCUUUGUCUCCCAGGGCCCGGACGAGAGUGGUUGAUGUUGGUUGUCGCAGCGAGUUGGAAUCCCAUCCUAGGAAUCUGUAAAGAGAGAUCAUGGCCUGUCCUGGACUGGGGAGGGACGGGCUCCACAAGUCUGAGUACGCUCCCCACUUUUGUCCUGGCUGAGAGGAAGUGGUUCAUCUCUGUGCACCCCUGCCAGGCUGUAGACCUGGAGAGAGGAGGGUGGGCAUGUGCUGAACAGAAACUGCAGGUCCUUGGUUUGGUUUACAGAUGCUUCUGGAGUUAGGCUGUAUUUCCUUUGGAGGUUUUUGCAUUUGGAGCAGUUGUUCCUUGGGUCUGGGGAGCAUCCUGCUCCCAUCAACCAGCCUCGCAGGGCCGCUCAGCCCCCUCUCCCCUUUACCUUGGUUCUUGACCUUGAUCCUGUGUCCACAUGUGAAUGGUUGGCGUCUUUCUGAUUCUCGUUGAUUCAUUUUUCCCACUGUGAACGUGUUGUGUUCUCUCUCAACUUUUCUGACACGGCGAACUGAGGGCUUUGGCUGAGGCCAAGUCUUGCAAACUUGUUCGCUAAGUAUAACGCGCACCGUUCUACACACCUUGCCCUUGCCUGACUCCACCCUUAUCUGGAUGUGGACACAGAUUUCAGAGCAGAACCCUUUGGGAACAGGUCAGUCCCUGCCCAGAGUGUGGCUCCAGGGAGCCCUCCCCGUGGCCCCUGGCCCCUGCUCUGGGUGGCGCUGUUUGUGCAGGUGAGAUGCUGCGGCUGCUGUGUGGGGUGUCGGCUUCUGCUGGGUGCUAGACCUCCUGGUCCACGCUUUAGGUCUGUGCACAACCCUGGCCGUCAGCCGCAGCCUCGAUGGUCAGUGCCUGGGCCCAGGGCUCUGAUCAGCUGCAGCCUGCUUUGGGACAAGCUCCAUCCCAUUUCACCUGCCUCCCUCUCUGGGGUGGCAGAGUGGCCGGUUGGCCACAGUUCCAGUCCACAGCUGGGAAGCCGCAGUCUGCAGCACGGUUUCCGCUGUAGGAUCUUGUAAGUUACUUUUUUAGGCUGUGGUUUGGUGAAAGGAACCAACACAUUAACGAUUUUUUCCCCCAGAAGCCACUGAAUAAUUCUUUUUGGCGCGUUUUCACCUUCCUGUUGGCUGUCUGGUUUUGGAGCAGAUGGGAAGAGCGGAGGACACCCAGAGGCAGGGGUGUGCCCUUGAGACUAAUGGCCUGUCCUGCUCUGGCCUGUGUGUCCUGAGAGUGUGCUGUACUUGUAGGGCCAGUUGCACACAUUCCUUCCCCACCCUGGAGCAGCAGCCUUGGUACGUGGGUGUCCCUUGAGUCUGAGCUGGAGUGUCGGAGAGCAGGUUCCCGAUGACCUGUUAAGGGGGACCCCUCCAAUAACCUCAUGUCCCAGCCCCACCCUUCUCCCCAUCCCCUCAGUCCGCUAGUCCCUGAAGCCUUUAACCAAGCAGGAGUGGGUACAGAAAGCCUUCUCCUGGCAUCUGAGGGCGGCAGGACAAAGGCUGUUCAGUGUCCCGUCCUGCUGCCCUCCCGGCAGAGAGGGUGGGCCAAGCGGAGUUGAUCAGACCCUUCCUGCCCUGCCUAGGACUGAAGACAGGAGGUGGCGGGGUACCUGCGAUCUGCCAGGGCAGGCGGGGUUGUUGAAGGUCCAGGUGGGGAGGGGCCUCAGCUGGGGCACCCGGGCUGACCUGGGGCGGCAGUGGCCUCGCGCCCUCCCUGCCCUGUGCAGUAUUUAUUGCUAAAUUAUUGUCCAGGAGGGGCGGCACUGGACUGGGCCCCGGGUAUUUAUUGCUGUACAUAGUGUAUGUUUGUGAUAUAUAAGGUUUUCUUUAUUUUGUAUAUGAUCAAUAAAAACCUUUUAAAGAGA